UUAAAAUAGUCACAUAUUUCUACUACAAGCAAUACUAAAACUCUCAAAGCGUAACCUUGGUCUAGAUUUAAGACAAAGCGUUGAAAGCACCAAAACGUAGGCCGACUGCCACCCCUAGGGUGGUGUAAACAACCUCCACCCAGUUGGACGCAGCCUGAUACAGCCACGUUAUUUUAUCAUGACACCGAAUCCCAGUGAAUCUUCUUUAGAAGAAUUCCAUUUGCAAGUUAAGAGACCUGUGGUCAGUGAAAAACCCGAAAAGAUUGUUAUUGUGUAUCAGAAUGUUUUAAUAUACACUGCUUACCACAUUUUCGCUAUAUAUGGAUUGUAUUUAACCUUCACAUCUGUAAAAUGGCCGACUAUUGUACUAGGCGUUAUCCUCUGGACUCUCUCAAUCCUUGGCACUACAAUGGGAUCCCACAGACUAUGGAGCCACAGAGCGUACAAAGCGACGUUACCUCUACAAAUAUUCUUAAUGAUCUGUACAUCUAUAGCCUGCCAGUUAACUAGUUACAAUUGGGUCAGAGAUCACAGAAUGCAUCACAAAUAUUCUGACACAAACGCAGACCCUCAUAAUGCGAAACGAGGCUUCUUCUUCUCCCAUUUCGGAUGGCUUUUAAUUAAAAAACACUCAGAAAUGAAACGAUUAGGGGAAACUAUUUACAUGGAUGAUGUUCACAGUAAUCCUGUACUGAUGUUUCAAAAGAAAUAUGCAAUACCUUUAAUGGGAUCUUUAUGUUUUGUUGUCCCAGUACUAAUUCCUAUGUAUUUCUGGAACGAAACAUUUGUCAAUGCUUGGAACUUCAAUAUAUUAAGAUUUAUUCUCGGCGUCCACUCUAUUUGCUCUAUUAAUAGCUUCGCACAUUUAUUCGGCAGUAGACCUUACGACGAGAGUAUUAUGCCCGUGGAGAAUAUGGGGGUUUCUCUUGUCACUUUAGGGGAAGGUUUCCAUAACUACCACCAUUCUUUCCCCUGGGACUACAAAGCUGGUGAACUAGGCAAUCAUUGGUUGAAUUUUAGCACGGCGAGUAUCGAUUUCUUCGCCAAAAUAGGAUGGGCUUACGAUUUAAAGACUGCGUCAGGAGCAGUAGUGGAAGCGAGGAUUAAAAGAACGGGAGACGGUAGUUAUAAACAAAAGAAUCGCAUUGACUGUGGAAAUUUUAAAGAAAAGAACAUCGGCUUAUGAAGUCUUUAUAAGGUUUAUGGCGAAAUAAUUACAAAAAUAUUGUACCAUAUAUGUCUUUUGAAGUAAUCGUUUUUAUAUGAGACUAGUUGUUGCACGCAACUUCGUCCAUGUAGAAUUAAUAAGCCUAUGUUACUGACUGAUAACGUAGCUUUAUAAUGGUGAAAGAAUUUUUAAAAUCGUCCCAGUAGUUUUUGAG
Papilio polytes (common Mormon) is the source of this 1382-nucleotide messenger RNA. Its product is annotated as acyl-CoA Delta(11) desaturase-like. Gene Ontology annotation, biological process: unsaturated fatty acid biosynthetic process. The transcript is spliced from 4 exons. Gene Ontology annotation, molecular function: stearoyl-CoA 9-desaturase activity; iron ion binding. Bases 179 to 1186 code for a protein of 335 amino acids. The record is from RefSeq and is a predicted model, not a curated record. Gene Ontology annotation, cellular component: endoplasmic reticulum membrane. NCBI's taxonomy places the organism in Eukaryota, Metazoa, Arthropoda, Insecta, Lepidoptera, Papilionidae.